AAAUACCUCAACGCUCUUCAUCAGCACAGCAGCUCUUAUGUCAACUAACCAUCACACAGAACAACUGCAGCUUUGAAGAAUUGAAUGCGGCUCCUCACAAAACACAUGGAUUAUCGCUGCUGAUUCAAGAAAACUGAGCAUGGAGACCUUCUCAGAGGAGGCAGGUUGGGAAGGAUCCCUCCAUGCAACCGUUGCAUGGUCUAACUUCUCCUCCUCGUUCUCUGAGCAUACUGGACUUAACAGUACUUUCAAAGGUGGCUCAUACUUCUGGUUGGUGUCUCAAAACAACUCAAUAAACCCCACUCAGACACCUGGUCCGGUCAGGGUGCGGGACAUAUCUCUGGCUAAAGCUGAGAUUGGAGUUCUGGGUCUGGUUCUCGCUCUCACAACACUAGGGAAUGGUUUUGUACUGUGGGUUCUGCUGAGGCGGCGCAAAUACAACGCACCCAUGCACCUAUUCAUGGUCAAUCUGUGUGUUGCAGAUCUUGUGGUGGCGUUUUUUCAGGUGCUCCCGCAGCUAGUAUGGGAUAUCACUGAGAGAUUUCAAGGUCCAGAUGUCCUGUGCCGCUCAGUGAAAUAUCUGCAGAUUGUGGGAAUGUUUGCAUCCUCUUACAUGAUUGUUGCUAUGACAGUGGACCGCCAUUAUGCCAUCUGCUGCCCCCUGCAGGCUUACAAAGGAGGGGCAGUUUCAUGCUGGAAUACACCCAUCAUGGUAGCCUGGGGUCUAGCCCUUGUUCUCAGUGUGCCACAGGUGUUUAUUUUCUCCAGGUCAGAGGUCUCUCCGGGGGUGUUUGAGUGCUGGGGGAAAUUUGCUGAGCCUUGGGGGUUAAAAGCGUAUGUCACCUGGAUGACUAUAGCUGUGUUUCUGCUUCCUACCUUUAUUAUCACCGUUUGUCAGGUACGAAUAUUCAAAGAAAUCCAUGACAACAUCUACCUGAAAUCAGAACGUGUGGUUUCUGCUGACAUGAAGAAUAACCUGGUCAUUUUUCACUUUCCCAUCUUCAAAAAACGGGCCAGCACCGUCCGAGAGAAAGCAAAACGCUCACGAAAGACGAGAGAAACAAGGGAACUUCAUAAAAAGAACACCAACAGUGACUCGUCCCAUUCUCACACCUGUAACUCUGAGGACGCACCAGAGCCGGAUUGUUGUGACCAAUCUUGUCAGGAUGGCUUCAGUCCUAAUGACCUGGCCUCACAGACUCACAGUUCAUCCCCUGAUGUGCUGCCUCACAUUCAGACUCACCCUCACACCAUCUGGAGCAACUCUGCUGCUGUCCAGACACCACAUGGGAACUCUGUUCCUCAGAGGAACUCUUAUAACACCACUACUGAGAACUCCAAUGCUUCUUCAAACCCCUCUUUCCCACCUUGCCCCCUCCAUCCACCUCUUACAGGUGUGUCGAAAGCUAUGUCUAAAACAGUGAGGAUGACUCUGGUCAUUGUGCUUGUCUACACAUUGUGUUGGUCACCCUUCUUCAUUGUACAGCUGUGGGCUGCCUGGGACCCCAAUCCCCCUGACCAAGGAGUGGCUUUCACUAUCCUGAUGCUGUUAGCCAGUCUGAACUCCUGUACGAACCCAUGGAUCUACACAGCCUUUUCCAGCAGCGUGUCCCGUGAACUUCUCGCUCUGCUGCGCUGUCGGCCAAAGCUGCCCCGCAGGAGCUCAAUGCACGACCACUCCAGUGACAUAAACACCUCCACUACCAAGGACAACCAGUACUGACCCCUACAGAAUAAAUCAAAAUUGAGUGUCGGCAGAGACGGAGAUUUAUGCGGAUGUAUCUGUCCUAUGCAUGUUGUCAUGAUAUAUUGCCACAUCUACUAUUCAGAGUAUCUGAUGAUGCCACUUUAACCAAGUGAACUGUGAAGAGUGGCUUAUUAAUGACCAAACAGGACCAAUUCAUGACAUAAAUUUGAGGAUUUUAUGCAAAAAUAGACCUUUUGAGUAUGAGACCGAUCUUUGCCGUCUCAUCAAACAGGAUAAAGAACAGCAUCCUGACUGUCAUAAUAACCUUAAUUAAACUCUAAGGAAAAUAUAAAUAAUUUAUUAAACACUUAAUUCAUCGAAGUAUUGUCCACUAUUGUGUGUGAGAUGGAGAUAAACAUCUUAACUGCAGAGGAAGAAGAGAUCAAGGCCUUAACACCACAGCCAGAUAUUUCAUCCCAUUUAUCAGUCUUUCUGCAGUAAGUCUUCUCCAGAGUCAAAGGACUGAGGAAGAACAUGAAUUAUGUGAUUCAUGCAUGGAAAAUACAUCCAGGGAACAGUUCAAAUCCAUGCCAAACCGAAAAAUCCAGGACUAAAAGUGAUAUACAUUCCUUACUGGACAAAUAUCUGAUGAAUGUCUUUUGUACACGUUCAGUACAAAAUGUACAGGUAUAAAACUGAACGUAUUUUGACGAAUUUGUAUAUUUAAUGAGGCAUACUGAGGAAAUGAUAAUGGUUUUAGUUAGUGGAACACCAGCAGUGUGAAAAACAGCAACACUUUCAGUUCCUCAGUAACAGUCAAAUUAUAUAUAAAGCACUUGAAAGCUUAUUUAAAGUUGUGUGAGAAUAAAAAGAAGUAAUAAUCAAUAUGAGAAGAUAAAUUAAAAUGACAUCAGGUUAUACAGUGCCUUGAAUUGAACUGAUGUACAGUAUAAGUAUUUACCGGUCCUGUUAUCUGAUACUCUGUAAAAAUUGUUUUCUUAAUCAGUAUUUUUGCUUAAAAUAAGAACAAAUCAUUUUCCGGUUGGCCGGAAACAUAAACCACUAAAACGGCAUAUCCUGCAAAUCAAUUAAAUUGAUCUUCUUUUAAGAAUGGCUAAAUAUUGUUGCUAAAAACAAGAACUGAUUAAGAAGAUAUUUUUGUAGCAGUAGCUGAUUUGACACACUGUACAUAUAUAAAGGCUUAGAUUAAAUGAAAACACACAAGAUAUACUGUAAAUAAGUUUAAAAAAUCUAUUGAUACAGAUGUUUAUCUAAAUAUAUUUAUUUUGCAUUUUAAAGAGAAACUGCCUUUCUCGA
Molecule: messenger RNA, 3004 nt
Organism: Onychostoma macrolepis
Lineage: Eukaryota; Metazoa; Chordata; Actinopteri; Cypriniformes; Cyprinidae
Gene: avpr2aa
Product: arginine vasopressin receptor 2a, duplicate a
Exons: 6
Coding region: 140-1723 (527 amino acids)
Biological process (GO): G protein-coupled receptor signaling pathway; regulation of systemic arterial blood pressure by vasopressin; positive regulation of vasoconstriction
Cellular component (GO): membrane
Molecular function (GO): vasopressin receptor activity; peptide binding
Source: RefSeq, a predicted model, not a curated record